CCUCAAUUUUUGAAAUAAACUUUCACACAAUACACAAAUUUAAUAAUAAUAUUUUGUUGUACUUAGUAUCAACAAUAAAAUUUGUUCUUUUUUAAUCACUUAUAAAAGUUUAUUUAUAAAUUUAAAUCAUUGAGUAUGCUGCGCCAGUGUUUUUUACGCUGCUUAUUAGAUUCGCAUGCGCCUGUUAAAUUACCUCAUAAUGAGGAAGUUUUGAUAGGUCGCAGUAAAGUCACCAAAAUUAGAGAUCAGUCUUGUUCUCGUCAACAAAUCAGUUUAAAGGCAGACUGUGAAGAGUGCGAAGUUGAAAUUAAGCCAAUAGGUAUAAAUCCUUCUGGCUUAGACGGAUUCGCUUUACAAAGAAAUGGACUGUAUACAGUGAAACAUGGUAGUAGAAUUGAAAUUUUAUUGAAUAACUACAUACAUGUAAUUGAGUUUGACCCACCACCUGACUGUGACAUAACUAAUAAUAAUAAAAGGAAGCUAGAAGAGGAAAAGCAUGAAAUAUCACCGAGGAAAAAGUCAAAAACUCAAUCAGAAUUGGAGCAAUCCUCAAAUAUAAAAGAAGCUAUGGAGAAUAUUUGGGAGGAAGUUGAUAGAGGGGAAGUUUAUGUAUUUACCACUAAGGGUGUUAAGUCUAGCCAAAAAAUUGCUGCUUUUGAUAUGGAUGGCACAUUGAUUAAGACAAAGUCUGGCAAAGUGCAUCCUGUUGAUACUAAUGAUUGGCAAAUAGCCUUCCCUCAAGCCUCAAAGAAAUUAACUGAAAAAUUAAAUGAUGAUUACAAGAUUGUAAUCUUCAGUAACCAAUCUCCAAUUGGAAGUGGAAGGGUUAAAAUUGAUGAUUUUAAGAAGAAAAUUGAGGGUAUCGUUGCAAAAUUAAAUGUUCCAAUACAAGUUUAUUUGGCUACUGGAAAAGGAUUUUAUAGAAAGCCUGGUCUGGGUAUGUGGAGAGUACUCUCUGAACAGAAAAAUGACAAUCUCACCAUUGACAUGGAUAUUAGCUUUUUCUGUGGAGACGCUGCAGGUAGAGCAGCUAAUUGGGCUCCAGGGAAAAAGAAAGAUCAUUCUAUGGCUGAUAUACUAUUUGCAGAAAAUCUGGGACUUAAAUUUUAUACACCAGAACAGUUUUUCCUUGGUCAUUCCAUAGCAAAUGUCCCAAUGAUUAGACCAGAUUUUAACCCUAAGGAAUUAAAAGCAGAGGCAUUCAAUGAUGCUUUAAUAAGUAAAGAAAAAGAGCUACUCGUCUUAGUUGGUUUUCCUGGUAGUGGCAAAUCUUUCUUAGCAAAAACAAUUGUGGAGAAAUCUGGGAAUAAAUAUGCAAUUGUUUGUCGUGAUGUCAUGGGUACAUGGCAAAAGUGUGCAACUGAAGCUACUAAACUAUUACAGCAAGGUAAAAGCGUCAUUGUCGAUAGUACUAAUCCGGAUAAAGAAUCUAGGGCUCGCUGGACGAACCUCGCAAAAAACAUGAAGAUUCAGUGCCGUUGCGCCAGAAUGAUGACAACAAAGGCACACGCUUUACAUAAUAACAAGUUUAGGGAGAUAAUGAAGAUAAAGCAUGUGCCAGUUAACGAUAUCGUAUUCCAUACUUAUAAUAACAAAUUUGUUGAGCCAACUUUGAACGAAGGUUUUCAAGAAGUAAUUGAAGUCAAAUUCAAUCCAUGUUUUGAUAACAAGAGAGCUGAAAAUAUGUAUAGAUAUUAUUUGUUAGAGAAAUGAAAUAAUUGUAUUUAAGAAAAAUUGUUAAUGUGGUCAAAUAAAACUUAAAUUAUUUA
Molecule: messenger RNA, 1769 nt
Organism: Nymphalis io (European peacock)
Lineage: Eukaryota; Metazoa; Arthropoda; Insecta; Lepidoptera; Nymphalidae
Gene: PNKP
Exons: 6
Coding region: 136-1713 (525 amino acids)
Biological process (GO): DNA repair
Molecular function (GO): polynucleotide 3'-phosphatase activity; protein binding; double-stranded DNA binding
Source: RefSeq, a predicted model, not a curated record